AUGGCAGCGACGCUGGUGGGUGCGCCGCCCCAGUACGCGACGAACGACUGGGCUCAGAUAGGAAAUGAGCAGGGGAGGCCAGGCAAUGCUGGGCCCUCUGAAAAAACCCAGGGUUAUGAAGAAACCGAUCUCCAGGGCGAACUGACCGACGACGAAGACCUUUUUGACUGGGACAUUGACGAGGAAGACAACGGGCAGCCAAGCGAGGCAAAGGUGACGCGCAGGCGCAAGCCGCUGCGUAAGCUCGUGUAUGCAGUGACGCACACACCGCCUGUUGUGCGCAUGAGCAUCCUCGCCUUGUUCGGUGGCAUCAUCUGCAUCAUCCCGUUCAUUGUCACCUACACGCGCUUCCGCAACCAGCCGCACUUUAUCGAGGCGGAAAUAUGGAGCGUGUGGCUGACCAUCAUCUGGGUUACUUCCGUGGCGACCUUUUUGAUUUUUGGCUGGAUCCCGCGUGCGGCGCUCAAGAUCGCCGAGGUCGUCUUUGGCAGGGUGCCGGAUCUGUACAGCGACGUGGUGUCGAUCGUUGACGGCGUCCUCUUUUAUAUCAAGCUGGUUUUCUGCACGGUGUGGGCGUGGGUGAGUCUCAGAGGCACGAUCUCGGUGGUGCUCAAACUCUCGUCGCAGACCGCGGAGCCGGACUACUUUGGUACGAUCGCCAACAUUAUCAAGGCGCUCUUUGCGACGUCCAUCAUUGUGCUCGCGGAAAAGAUUGCGCUCAAGCUCAUUGCGCAGCACUUUCACAAGACCACGCUGCGCGACCGUCUGGAGCAGAACCGCCGUGCAUUCAAGGUGCUCACGAAACUCCAAGGCACCCGCAAGUGGCCGGGCAUUCUCAGUGCGAACCAGCUGCGCUCGCGCGCCGCGACCUUUACCGACAGCGCGCGCCGUACUUUUGGGCGCGCGAGCGGGGACACCUCGGCGCUGAACACGAACGGCAUUGGGACGCCCGCCGCGGAGAGCGCUGCCGAGGCGCUGCGCCAGCCGCGCAAGCAGACGUUUGUGACGCAGCUGCAGACUGCGCUCGCGUCUGCGGCGCGCAAGGCGCAGCUGUCAGACAUCAACAUGCCCGAGUCGUCGCUCGCGGCGCGCCGCCUGGCAAAAGAAAUCUUUGUGGCGAUUUCCAAGAAUGGCAGGACGAUUUCGCCGGACGACUUCUUUCCUUUCUUCAAGUCACAAAGCGACGCGUACGCCGCGUUUGGUAUCUUUGACGAGGACCGCAGUGGCGAGAUCUCGCGUGAAGAGAUGCGCUCGACGCUGCAGCGCAUCUUUGAGGACCGGACGAUGCUGAACAACAGCAUCCAGGAUAUGCGCAGCGCGUUCCGCAACCUCGACAUGGUUUUGCUCUUCAUCGCACUGAUCAUUGUCAUCUUUAUUUGGCUAGUGAUCUUCACCGGCGAGCAGACGAUUUCGAAUUUGCUGCCGCUGUCGACAAUCAUUGUGGGUUUCUCAUUCGUGUUCGGCAACUCGGCCAAGAACAUCUUUGAAAGUAUGAUCUUCAUCUUUUCUACGCACCCUUACGACGUGGGCGACUUGGUGUGCAUCAACGAUACGUGGAUGUUUGUCACGGCCUUUGGCAUGAUCUCCACCGAGUUCAUCACGGUGUGGAACCAGGUGACGAUCACCCCGAACGCCGUGCUCGCCCAGUCGACCAUCUUUAACGCGCGCCGCUCGGCGUCGCAGUAUGACAUUAUCAACGUGAACGUGGGCUUCGACACGCCAGUGAGCAAGCUCGACGAGUUCCGCGAAAAGCUCACCGAGUUCUGUGCCCAGAACGACAAGGACUGGGGCGGCGGUCUCUUCCUGCUGUACGACUCGGUGCGCAACAUGAACUGUAUCUCGCUCAUUAUCGCCGUCGAGCACAAGGGCAACUGGCAGGACUGGCUCGGCCGCUGGAUGCGCCGAACCAAGUUUAUGCGCUACAUGCGCGACAUCGCGCAGGAGCUCGGCUUGACGUACAACCCCCCGCAACAGCCGAUCUCGUUCAUCCCCGACCGCGCGAACCAAUGGAAGCCGACGAUGCGUUACGACAACGAAUUGCUGUCGACCUUGCAGGUGCCGCCGACCACGCAGGUGCCGCCUUCUGCAAUGGGACAGUAG
Malassezia japonica is the source of this 2100-nucleotide messenger RNA. RefSeq lists its product as uncharacterized. Gene Ontology annotation, cellular component: membrane. Gene Ontology annotation, biological process: calcium ion transmembrane transport; intracellular calcium ion homeostasis. The transcript has a single exon. NCBI's taxonomy places the organism in Eukaryota, Fungi, Basidiomycota, Malasseziomycetes, Malasseziales, Malasseziaceae. Gene Ontology annotation, molecular function: calcium ion binding; calcium channel activity. Bases 1 to 2100 code for a protein of 699 amino acids. The record is from RefSeq and is a predicted model, not a curated record.